Messenger RNA from Lecanosticta acicola, 1163 nucleotides. NCBI's taxonomy places the organism in Eukaryota, Fungi, Ascomycota, Dothideomycetes, Mycosphaerellales, Mycosphaerellaceae. The record is from the annotation of a GenBank genome assembly.
AUGGUUCGCAUAGAUACCAUCCGCGAGUCCAACGCCCAAGGCGCACAGCUGCAGGACUUGGUCGUCGUCUUCGUGGGUGGUACCGGCGGCGUGGGCGAGAGCACGGCAAAAGAGCUGUUCAUACGGACAACGCGGCCGCGCGCCUACAUCGUUGGAAGGUUUGUCUCCUCCAUCUCCUUUCUUCCCUCGCUCACAGCAGCCUCAAUCCACUGACCUCUACGCACAGGAGCCAAGACAAAGGCAAGCGAGUCUGCAAUGAACUCCAAGAGCUCAACCCAGACGGCAAGGCCUUCUUCAUUGAAAAGGAUAUCAGCCUCAUGCGCAAUGUCGACGAGCUCUGCGCCGAGCUGAUGCAGCGCGAAUCCAAAAUUCACUGCCUAUUCCUGACAGCUGGCUUCAUGACGCUGCGCGGCCGGAGCGAGACAGCCGAAGGCAUCGAUCGCAAGAUGGCAGUCAACUAUUACUCCCGAAUGCGCUGCAUCAUGGGUCUCAUGCCUCUCCUCACAGCAGCCUCCAACGACAACGAACUCUCGCGCGUCAUCACCGUCCUCGCCGCCGGGUCGGAAGGGGAAAUCCGAGUCGAUGAUCUGGAACUUCGACACAACUUCACCCUACACGCGUGUCUCGCGCACUGCGUCGUCAUGACCGACUUCUGCAUCGAAGAGUUCGCCAAACGCUUUCCAGGCACCUCCUUCAGCCACUCCUACCCAGGCACAGUCAAGACCGGAAUCGCAAAUGAGCUGAGUGGGCCCGUACGACUUGCGGUCAAGGUCCUGUACGCCGUGAUGACGCCAUGGAUAUUGAACGUACAAGAGUCCGGCGAGCGUCACUUCUUUCAAAUGACCAGCUCCUGCUACCCUUCACGCAACGGCUCCGCGGGCAUCCCCGUCCCCAAAGGAUUCUCAGCCUUUCGCGGGUCGGAUCACCGUCCGGGCAGCGGCGCCUACCUCCUCGAUUGGGACGGCAAAUCCGCCGGCGACGAGAGCUUUCUCCAGAAAUACCGCGAAAUGAACCUGGGGCCGAAGAUCUGGGAGCACACCAUGCAGAUCUUUGAGAGGGCGGACCAGAUGUCACGGAAGGAUUCGAAGCGCCCUGCGGAGGGCGAGGCGGAGGGCGCAGGACGUUCAAUACCCAACCCCAUCGGCUGGAGGCCUGCUUCCUAG